AGGCCCUAUUCUCUCUCGGAGGAACACUCUCUUUGUAUAAACCCUAAUCGCACCAAAGCGAAAUCCCAAAUUCCCUUCUCCUUAGCUUCGCCACCAUGCUUCGCUCCUCAUCUCGCUCCCUCCUUCGAAAGCUUGCGAAGACUUGGAUUUAUGAUCUUCGUGCUAGAAAUAUUUCGUAUGAACCUCUUUCAUGGUCUCAAGGAAGCUAUGCUACACGAAUGCCGCCUCUUUUUCAUCAUUUGCCUGGUCUCAGGCUUCCUCCCCCUCUUUCUGAUCAAAUGGAGCGUUUUCCUACCAAGAUUACUACUCUCCCGAACGGGUUUAGGAUUGCUUCAGAGGAUUCCCUGGGUCCUUCUGCUUGUGUUGGACUUUAUGUGGACUCUGGUUCUAUAUAUGAGAAGGAUGAAUCAGUUGGUGUUACUCAUCUUCUGGAGAAGAUGGCAUUUAAGAGCACAAGAAAACGUAGCCAUUUGCAAAUUGUUCAGGAGAUUGAAGCAGCUGGAGGCAAUGUGAAUGCUUCUGCUUCACGUGAACUGAUGGCUUACAGUUAUGACACACUGAAGGCUUACUUGCCGCAGGCAAUCGAAUUGCUUCUUGACUCUGUCAUAAACCCUGCUUUUCUCGAAAAUGAAGUGCAAGAGCAAUUGAUAAAAGUCAAAGGAGCGAUCGGAGAAAUGAGUAAAGACCCCCAACAGUUUCUAAUUGAAUCGCUUCAUCAUGCUGCUUAUUCUAAUGCACUGCAAAACCCAUUGGUGGCACCUGAGGAGGCAUUGAACAGAAUAGAUGGAUCAAUUAUUAAAAAGUUCUACCAUGAAAAUUAUACUGCUGAUCGAAUGGUCUUGGCUGCUUUUGGGGUAGACCAUGAACAGUUGUUAGCUAUUGCUAAGCCUAUUUUGUACGACUUGCCAAAAGGUUUCCCUGUGGAGGUGCCAAAGUCUACUUAUGUUGGUGGUGAUAUCAGACAUAAAGUAGACUCAGAGAAAACCCAUGUGGCCUUGGCAUUUGAAGUUCCCGGUGGCUGGCAUCAAGAAAGAGAUGCCACAGUUCUUACGCUGUUGCAGAUGCUUAUGGGCGGUGGUGGUUCAUUCUCUGCUGGUGGUCCCGGGAAGGGAAUGCAUUCUCGGCUUUAUCUAAGGGUCCUGAACAAGUACCAGGAAGUACAGUCCUUUUCAGCAUUUAGCAGCGUAUUUAAUGACACUGGUCUUUUUGGAAUCCAUUUAACUACAGGAUCAGAUUUUGUGGCCAAAGCAGUAAAUGUUGCAGCUAGUGAGUUACUUGCAGUUGCAAGCCCUGGGCAGCUUACUGAAGUUGAAGUUAAUCGAGCUAAGAAUGCUACAAAAUCAGCAGUCCUGACAAACCUCGAAUCAAGAGCAAUUGUAACAGAAGACAUUGGGAGGCAAAUUGUGACAUACGGGUGCAGGAAACCUGUGGAACAUUUCCUAGACAUCUUAGAUGAGCUGACCCCUGAUGAUAUCACAUUAAUGGCUCAGAAACUUUUAGCCUCACCGCCAACAAUGGCAUGCCUUGGAGAUGUUGAUCGUGUUCCUAGUUACGAUUCCAUCAGCAAUCAAUUUCGUACACCUUACUGAAACAUAUAUACAUCGGCUUGGCGAGCUCUUCACGGAUAGAGGUAGGCCAGGGGCUCAUUGAGGUUUGAUUUUUGGCAUUGCUGCAGCUCAUAUUAUAUAUAUAUUGUUAACAAUGCAUAAUUAACAUUUUCUUUGUGGAAGCACGGAGUUAGUUUAGUGAUUUCCAAUUUUAUUACAAUAUUAUUAGCCAACCUCCUGCUAGUUCUAAGUAAACGAUCAUAAUACUUCUGAUUUUAUGAAGUGAAGAACCAUUUUAUAUUU
Messenger RNA from Dioscorea cayenensis subsp. rotundata (Guinea yam), 1850 nucleotides. Its product is annotated as mitochondrial-processing peptidase subunit alpha-like. Gene Ontology annotation, cellular component: mitochondrion. Gene Ontology annotation, molecular function: metalloendopeptidase activity; metal ion binding. NCBI's taxonomy places the organism in Eukaryota, Viridiplantae, Streptophyta, Magnoliopsida, Dioscoreales, Dioscoreaceae. The coding region runs from base 96 to 1589 and encodes 497 amino acids. The transcript has 13 exons. The record is from RefSeq and is a predicted model, not a curated record. Gene Ontology annotation, biological process: proteolysis.